This is a messenger RNA of Harmonia axyridis, 3158 nucleotides long. RefSeq lists its product as uncharacterized. NCBI's taxonomy places the organism in Eukaryota, Metazoa, Arthropoda, Insecta, Coleoptera, Coccinellidae. The transcript is spliced from 8 exons. The coding region runs from base 146 to 2974 and encodes 942 amino acids. The record is from RefSeq and is a predicted model, not a curated record. Gene Ontology annotation, cellular component: plasma membrane. Gene Ontology annotation, molecular function: protein binding.
UAUCGGUGUAGAGGUGUACGGAGCAGACAGAGUGUUUCGUAGUCGCCUGAGUAAACAUGAUCUCGUGUACUUGUUUUUCCUCGACGGAAAAAAGGAUUUCGUAGUUGGAAGCUGAUGUUACAAGAGGCCUUCGAAGGGAGGAAGGAUGCCAAAGAUCUGGGGGAUCCUCGUACUCUCCUUGGAACUAGCAGUGAUCAACGUCGCCCCAUGUCGAAUCAACGAAUACGAGUGCUCGAACAAGCAAUGCAUAACAACAAAUAAGUUCUGCAACGGCAUCCCAGACUGUGCCGAUCGCAGCGAUGAGUUUCCGAAUUGCUCUCCCUGUAACACAACAUACUACGGGGAGAUCGGCUAUACAUAUGAAUUGGAAAUUAAAAGGCCCUCAGAGAAGCAAAUGCCCUUUUUAUGUUUCUUGAAUUUCACGGCAGCUGGUGGAACGUUUGGCGAUUUAAUUCAGAUAACGUUCGAGUCCUUUGCCGUGGGAACUUUCGAAUCCUUCACAACCGACGGAUGCCCGGACGGAUUCAUCUCGAUCGCCGAGGGUCACCGCUCGAACUCUGGAGGGAAGUGGUGUGGAGGCGCUUGGGGAUACAGCGUCUACUACAGCGAAACGCCUAGCGUUAACAUGACGCUCGUGCUGAACAAGUUUUCACAACAGGAAAGCUCGGGAUACAGUUUUGAGUUCAAGCUGUCCUAUAAAUUCCUGAGACUGAGCGAUGCCAGAAUACGUUAUGGAAACGCGACAAGGAAAUCGUACAGGGGUAAGCUGGCCGUGGGCACGUACUGCGACAGGCUACUGGAGGGAUGCUCCAAGAGGUCCUGCAGGAUACAGUCGCCGAAUUAUCCCGGAAUUUACCCGAGGAAUGUCAGUUGCCAUUACAGAGUCAGGGAGCGGAACGUACCGGCUGGAAAGCACGCUCUGAUUUCGGUCAGACAGGCGAAUUUCCACUAUAAGGAGAACGUCCCUAAGUUCGAUAAUAGCGACAAAGCGUUCAGGAUAUGGGAUCAAUGCAAUAUGAUGCAGGACUACAUAGAAAUUCUGGAUGGUUGGGGACAGGGUGCCACAACUCUAGCUCAUUUAUGCAGUGGUGAAACAGUGCCGCAGAUAAUGAGCAGUGGUCCAGAAUUGAUGAUAAAGUUCCAUACCUCACCAUUCGGGAAUCCAUUUCAUCCACUACCACUAUCCUAUCUACCAGGAUUUGAACUUGAAGUUGAAGUCUUCUUCGUAAACAAGGAGUCCCCCACAUACAUAGAACACGGCAAAAGAUGCGAAUUCCUGGUCACCAGCUUCAGGAACACCACAGGCUACUUAGAAAACCCCCUCCAUUCCCUCCCACCGAACACCACCUGCAACUACCAUUUCCGUGGUCAGCCAAAGGAAGUCAUCUGGAUCUCUUUCAUCAAAUACCACGUAACCAACGAAAGACCCGACUUCAACUCUGGAGAUUGCGACGUCCAACUCCAAAUUUGGGAUGGAGACAUGAAGAACGAAAACAUCGUCCCUCUGAUAGGCCAGUUCUGCAAGGACGACAAGCCCAAGCUGUGCGACCAUUCACUUCUGAAAAAUUCAUCGAGGGAAACGAGACCCUGCGGUCUGGCUGAAAGCUAUAUAUCUUCCAGUUCUGAUUUAACUAUUUCUCAGUCCAUAAGGUACGGUAGUGUUUUAUAUCCCGUCAGCUUCGUUUUACGAUAUGAGUUUAUCGAUCUGGGCCAGGAAGGGGUUCAAGCCAGCAGGAACCCCUGCGACCGUCUGCUACGAGGACAAAACGGCAAGAUAUCAUCCCCCAGGAUAACUUUUCUUUACGGCAGAGGCGGUCAGAACGAUUUGAGUUGCACGUAUCAUUUCGAUCUGAUGGAUCACCAAAAGUUGAAAUUGACCUUCUCGAAGAUGGGCUUCGGGAAUAAAGAAUGCCGCACAGUUUACAACCCUGACAUUGAUAGAUGGACGUGCGAUGUAAGGUCGUACAACAACGGUGUUGCCAACAUAAAAAUAUCGGAGUAUCCAUGGCAGGGUGUUGAGAUAGUUAGAGGCUGCUUCUGCCAGAAUGUUUCUGAUCCAAUAAUCAUCACCACGAAGACUGCGAAAAAAAUCAAGGUUACCUUCACUGUGACCAAUAUGAUGAUACACGAGGAUUACAAGAGCUACUUCUUCGAAGGAAAUUUCGAGUUGGUAUCAACGCUCAAUGACAAAACCUGCGUAGAUGUCUGGAAAACAAGGAAGCUAAGGGGAUCAAGUGGUGAGAUAACAGUCAGAAAUACUGAUUACUAUCUAAGGAUGAGCGAGGAAAACAGAACUGCUGCAUUAUGCAGCCCACAGCCCUGGCUAAUCGAACCAGAAGAUCCCCUGAACAACUUUAUUUACCUCAAAAUAAGAGGGGUGGAGAAGGUAGACCCAAGACUGUGUCCGAGUCAGAAUAGAAUCUUAGUCUACUCUGGAGGGAAUAGCGAAGAUAUACAUAUCAUUUGUCCAUUUUAUCAGGACGCCUCAGAAGUUGUUGAAUUGUUCUCUGAAGGAUGGAGUCUGUUUAGUUUUAGAAAAAAUCACAACACACACUCUAGGAGUUUCGUUGUGGAGUUUUUACAGAGAGAGAGGGGGAAUUUUGUGAUAACGUGGAUGGAGGUUUCUAAGAAUCCAGCUUUGAGCAUUCCCAGCUCUUUGCUUAUGAUAACUCCACCAGAAUGUCCUCAUAGCUGUCCUGAACUUGGAGCUUGCAUAAGUUCUGAUCUUUGGUGUGAUGGCCUCAGACAUUGCCCUUCUGGAAACGACGAACAAGAAUCUAACUGUUCGAUGAGAGGCGGCUUCAAAAUCUCAGUGUUCAACUCCAUAGCCCUCACAGCCAUAGCUGUAGUGAUUUUUGUAACUAUAUCAGUAAUGACCUUUUAUAUAUUCAAAAAUUGGAGAAGAGAAGAGAAGAAUGUAAUCGUAACUGUCACUGAACAUACCUUCCUAGAGUUCAAAAGUGGUUUAUGUUGAUAUCUAUCAAUUUAUAGGUAAAACUCUAUAGAAUAGAAACUUAUCUAUCUUAUUUUUGUUAAUGAACAGUUGUGAUGUUUUUAGUACAAGGUUCAAUAACUAUCGACUGACAAUAUUGUAUCUGUUGUAUGCUAUCAUUAGGAAAAUGAAGUUUUUAUGGUCAAUAAAUAUUCUUGAGAUUUGU